CGGAACCCCCUCUCUGUCUGGGAGGCGGAGACGGGACCCCCGCUGACGUCAGAGGGCCUGCGUGUUUCCUGCAAUAGAAAGUGAGACAGAAGGUGAGGAACCGAGCUGACCCCCCCACGGCGGCACCAGCUGCCCAGCUCUGAUGCACCCAGGAGCUGAACCACGACCCAACAUGCAGCUGUGAGCCGGCGCCAAGAUGCCCCGCACCAAACAGAACCGGCCCAAGAACCUCAAAGAUAAAAUCCAGGAGGCACAGAAGGAGCUCAAAGAGCCUGAAGCUUCUCAGACAGGUAUAUCUGAGAGCAGUCAACAGGCUGUGGAUAACAUAAAAGGCCUGAAGAGGAAGAAGUUUGUUGCAGAGAAUCAGCUGAAAAAGAUCCCCAAAUCUCCAGUGAAGAAGCCUCUGCAGUGUAAACUGUGUGAAGCUGCUCUGCAGGACACGUCCUCCAAAGAACUCACAACUUCCUGCUCUUCUUCCUCCAACAGUCCUUCCCACAAUCCUUUAUCCUCAGCCAGCAGGGACGAAGAUCCACAACAUGUUCAAGCAGCUGCAGCAUCCCCCAAUGAGGGGUCCUGUUCUCCAGAUGCUGAGAGGGUGAAGCAGGAGAACUUGUCUUCUGGAUCACAUGAGGAGAGUUCUCAGGUUACAGCUAAAGAACUUCCACCUAAAGGCAGUAAGAGCCCAGAGCGCAGCUUUGAAGGAGAUCCUUACCACGGCAGUGCUGCUCUGGAUGUUCUGCUGAAGGCUAUGGAGCCUGACUUCAGCACCCUGACAGAGAGGAAACACCCCUUGCAGGUUGCAGCCGUCGGUAAACCAGCAGCUGCUCUUUGUGUUCAGCCCAGCAGGGAGAUAACUGCGCUGCCGGCUGUGAACGUCAACCUACCGACUCAACCAUCCCACAUGCAGACGUAUUACAUCGACAAACAAGGAAACUUUAUUGGCAUUACAGCAGCGUUGCAGGGAAACUUACAAACCACACAAGGUACCUCUUCACGUGUCACACCACAGUUCCUGCCAAGUGUUUCAAAUGCUGAAAAGUCCAGCUUGCACCUGAACUUUAACACUGGACCAUCAGCACCUUCAGGCUCCAACACAUUGCCCCAAAGCCAACCACCAGUAGUGCACACAUGCCAGUCCCUUUCUGCCAGUGUUCCCAGCACCGUCCAGGUCCCAGUAACACCGGGUGCAAAUCAAAUGCAGGUGACCACAGUCAUGAACUUUGGUGCUGAGCAAAUCUCCAAAGACCAAAAGCCCAAAAAGCCAGGAAAAUACGUAUGCGAGUACUGCAGUCGGGCAUGUGCGAAACCCAGCGUGUUACUUAAACACAUCAGGUCCCACACCGGAGAACGGCCGUAUCCCUGCAUCACCUGUGGCUUCUCAUUCAAAACCAAGAGCAAUCUAUACAAGCACAAAAAAUCACACGCUCACGCCAUAAAGCUGGGACUCAUCGCACGCUCUGAGUCUGGAGGACGGUCAUUGUCCCAAGAAUCAGACCGGGCCGGUACGCACUCAGAAGCAGAAGAAAGCGGCGAAAGCGAUGAUGAAGGGAGCACCGCUGACUUGGAUCCUGACUCCUCACAGAGCAGCACAGCAGCUCCAUCUGAAAACAGAAGUGCAGGUACAACCCUCACCGAGAUGGACCCUGUCAGAUCCUCCCCAGGUCGAAAGACCCAAGAGACAAAAGUCCCGACUGCUCUUCCAAAAGUUGUUGUAUACCCAGUUAAUGUGUCGCCUCUGAGGGCAGACAGUCCAAGAGUUACAGGUGCCGCACCUGAACAAGCUGCUGCGCAGCGGCAACGAGAGUUCCAGACUGCCAAUCUGAGACAAAACAUGGUGCUGUCAUCUCUGAAGGAGGUAGAUGACACAAAUCCUUCACUGGACACUGUGAGUGAGGACGAAGACCAGCAGUGCAAGUCUCCUAUGUUGGGUGGGCAUGCUCAGCUCCAGCGACAACAAGCAACAGACUUCUCUCAGCAGCAGCAGCCCAAAUGUCUGCUCAGUCCUCGCAGUUUGGGAAGCACAGAUUCUGGCUACUUCUCUCGUUCUGAAAGUGCCGAUCAGGUCAUGAGCCCCUCAAGUCCUUUUGUAAAGAUAACGCCACCGGUAGACACUGAUGUUGUCAAGAGUAUUCCUCCCAGCGUCGCUCAUGUGGUUGCAACAGUGAUGCAUGUAGCAGUUACGCAAAAGACACGUUCAGCAGAAAAACAAAUGCGACCGCCAUUGGAGGCCAGCGCACGCUCUUUGGAAGAGCACAUUUCAAAACUGAUAUCUGAUAAUGAGGCAGUGGUGGACAACAAGCAGUUGGACAGUGUGAAGCCACGGAGGACAUCUCUCUCUAGGAGAGGCAGCAUAGACUCCCCUAAAUCAUACAUAUUCAAAGACUCAUUUCAGUUUGACCUAAAACCAAUGGGGAGGCGGUCAAGUUCAAGCUCGGACAUCCCUAAGUCCCCGUUUACCCCUACAGACAAGUCAAAGCCUGUGUUUCUGCUCUCUGUCCCUGCUCAGUACCCACCAAUGGACUGCCUGCCAAUAACUAGGAGCAACUCAAUGCCAACCACACCAGGACACUCAGUUUUACCCCUCAAUGUUCCUCCCAUCCCCCACCCUCUGAGGGUUUGUCAAUCGUUUGAUGAGAAAAUUAGCUCCUUGAAUGAUGAAGUAUUCUCAUCGGCUCCACCAACUCCAAACCCUGCCAUACAUUCUCGAACUCUGGUCAGGCAAGUAGCAGUGGAGGACUUUUCCACAAGCGAGGGGCAUGGCCUUCCUACAGUUCACUCCAUGGAUGAGGGCUAUCAUGGUCUGAACAGUGUUGCAGAGCAGAUGCAGCGGAGUAAGUCUUUUGAACACGGUCCGGACAGGAGCAAAAAGCCUCAGCAAAACAAAGGCACGAUGUAUGAGUGUGAAACAUGCCGUAACCGGUACAGAAAGUGGGAGAACUUUGAAGCUCACAAGAAGUUCUACUGUUCUGAACUCCGUGCUCCUAAGAACAGGACAGUAGCUGUUAAAGAAACUGAUCAAGAGGUUUUUCACAUCAGUGUACAGCAGCCUAACCUUCUGAGAGCAACACCUGGCUCAGGGAUUCUGGACCAGCAGUCAUCAAUCAGGAAGAGGAGGAAAAUGAAAAGUGUUGGCGAUGAAGAUGAUCAGUCGCCAACUGACACUAUUCCACCAUGUUCAGUUAGUUUUGAGUCACCAAUAGCUCCAACGAACAGAACCUUUCCUCCACAUGCUCUAGUAGUAGACAUUCAGCCUAAAAACAACCAGUCAAAGCUAACCCAGAUCCAACUUGUUGCACGAGGAAUGAAUACUGCAGAUUCUAGACUGUCACCAAUACGAGAGACUCAAAUUAGCAGCUCAGUGAAGGGAGACCUGCAGCGGCAGGGCAGUGGGACUUCAGUGAUUAGACACACCAACUCACUCAGCAGACCCAACUCAUUUGAGACGGACUCAGUUGAGAGGGUCUCUCCUGCUGAUGGCACGGAGAAGGAUUCUUUAAACAAACACAACAAAGAUGGAUCAGCAGGCAUAACAGACACCUACCAGGAAAAAAUAUCCCAACCCACCAGUGCUGAAAAUGGAAAACAAAAGAAUGAGCAAAGCAGCAACGGCACAGUUAGUGCAAACUCCACUCCUGUCCAUCAGUCUCGUCUUGUUCGUCAAAGCAACAUCCAAGUUCCUGAGAUCCUGGUCACAGAGGACUCAGAUAGGGAACAUGAGACUCAGACUGCCGAGCCAGCCGACAGGCCUAUAGACCAGUUCAGCUGGCCUCAGAGAAGCGAGAGUCUGUCCAAGUUACCAGCAGAAAAACUUCCCCCUAAAAAGAAAAGAAUUCGGCUAGCUCAGAUGGAUCAAUCCUCUGGUGAGUCCAGCUUUGAGUCAAGUCUUUCCCGGAGCCUCAGUAGGGACAGCAGUCUCUCUCGUUGUUCCAGCAUUUCGGCAUCUUUCGACAGAGAUGAACCAUCACGAUCGGAGAGUCCAUCCAGAGGAGAAGGUCUUGCUAAAAUUCCAGAUCUUCAGAGUCUUCCACCAAGCUUUAACACCCUUGGAGUGCCCGGAAUGAUGAGGCGUGCCGCAUCGGAGCAGAUCACCUGCACGCAACCCUCUGUGGAGAUUUCUUGUGAUUACCGUAGCAAGUCUUUUGACUGUGGCAAUGUCUCUCCUAGUAGAUCUCUGUCCCCUGUUGGUCAGUCAAAGAUUGGACAAGUAUCCCAGGUGCCAUUAAUUGAGAGGAGGCGGGGCCCAUUGGUUCGGCAGAUGUCUUUAAAGAUUGGCCCAGAGAGUCAACAGCCAGUUCGUAAGGCUGUCAUUGCUUCAGAUAAACCUUCCAUCCCCAACAUCAGUUCUUUCACUCAGAACAGAUCCCAGCAGAUUUACAUCGCCAGCAGGUGCCCUGUAACUCAGCCUUUCAUCUUACAUGGUGCAGAACCACCUCUGCAAAAGAAUGAGCAAAUGGUGCAAUGCAUCAAUCUGGGAAGCCCAACUCAGCAGCCUCCAGUACACGGUCUUCCACAUCCAUGGCAUCAGACAUCAAGGGUUCAGAUUUGCCAAAAGACACAACAGCAACUCAGCCAGAUCUCAGUUUCUCAUGAGAAUGCCAAAAACAAACCAGGUGACUCAGAUGAAAACUGUUUUGUGCCCAAAUAUCAACUCCAGUGUCCUCUGAAAACCAGCCAAACAUUUUCCUUCUGCACACAGGGAGCUCAGAUAGCCUUGCCAAUAUUAACUAUUCCAAUCACCAAUCCCAUUCUGAGCAUAUCCAAACCCUCAGAUAUGGGUCAGAACCUCUUUGUUGCUGGUCAGCAGGCCUCCAACAUUAAGACUCAGACUGUUGUGUUAUCAGGUGAACAGCAACUUGAUCAGAGCCAAUCAGGUGCUGCCCCACUGCCGCAGAUUCUCAUCACUCAUGAGCAGAUGCACCCUUCCUCCUCUUUGUCCAAUAAAAGUUGCCAGUUGUCUUCUCACAGCGUGGAGAGCAAUGCUCAGACUGCACCACUGGUGAGGAAGGACCACACUCAUCAUGCAGCAGAGCAGUUUCCUUCUUUCUGCACCCAGAAACUGUCCUCAGUGACACUCUGUCCCCAGCAGGAACCCAGUACUUCUAGUAAACGCAUGCUGUCACCGGCCAACAGUUUGGACAUUUACAUGGAGAAGCACCAGAAACGGGCCAAAGAUGAGCAUGGAGUGGCCUGUCUGACAGAUGGAAGGUCACUCGGUUACUUAAACUCAAAGAUGUCUGAGGUGACGCGGCAGCGGAAACUGAUGCUCGUCAGGCAGGUCUGCACAACGGAACCAGUGAACGGUCCCAUAGAGACUGAGGCGCUGACUCUGCCGGAUAUCAAAACGAACACUGAGAAGGACUCAGAGGCCACUGACGAUGUUAAGCCCAUGUCCCCUGAUGGUGCUGGGCCUGAAAAAGAGACAGCAACCAUUAUUCAAGAGGAGGCAAGUCCGGUCCUGAACCCUGCAUCUGGAGCUCAGGAGGCCACCAUCUCAGCUACUAACACUCUGAAGUCUGAGGAGAAAACCGAGGAGCAGCGAUGGACUCUAACCAAAUCCCUGAUACGGCCUUCCAGUUUCCACAUCUGCCAGGCAAAGCUGACCACUUCUGUGUCUGUGGUGAACACCAAGGACACCCACCGCCUAUCCUUCCCCAGUCUGAAGACCACCACCACCUUCACGUGGUGUUUCCUGUUGAAGAGGAAGCCUCUGCAUGUGCCACAGACUGACAAGAAGACCUCAGCAUACAUGGCCUGGACAGUCAGUCCCAACAACCCCAACCCCCUUUGUCUGCCCACCAAGGUGGUCAUGUCUCUGUUCAACUCCAAGCAAAGCUCCAAGAAGUUCCACUACACCUCCGCCAUAAAAACCAGCGGCAAGUCAGACAUCUUGUCAUACUCAGGCAAACUGAAAAGUGUCAUGCUCAAGCUUCCAAUAAGCCAGACGUCCGAAUCACCACAACCCAGAAGAAAACUGCAACCAGAGGCUCAGACCAGCAACGAUUCAGACCGGGACAUGCCGCCUUCAGCUGAACCACGGAGAGUCAAAAUAUUUGAUGGAGGAUACAAAUCUAACGAGGAGUACGUGUACGUCCGCGGUCGUGGACGAGGGAAAUACAUCUGCGAGGAGUGUGGGAUCCGCUGCAAGAAGCCCAGCAUGCUGCGCAAACACAUCCGAACCCACUCGGACGUGCGGCCGUACCACUGCGUCCACUGCAACUUCUCCUUCAAGACAAAAGGAAACCUCACCAAGCACAUGAAGUCCAAGGCCCACAGCAAGAAGUGCACGGAGAUGGGGGUUCCCGAGGGCCUCGUGGAGGACCAGGACGCAGAGGACUCAGAAGACCGCAGUCAGCUGAGCAGCGUGGACCGUCAGGACUCAGACGGAGAUGACUCGGACAGUCCAGACGAGGACAACGAUGAUGAUGAUGAGGAGGACAGCCAGGCAGAGUCCAGCUUGUCCACAAACCCGUCCAUGUCCGCCAGUCCUCAGCACAUCUCCUCCAAAGAGACCGACUUCCCACCAAGCGCACUCCUAGCCCAGAUGUCUAUCAGCUCCCUGUCCUUCCUCCCGUCCCGGCCUCCUGAACCCGUCACCUCGGACUCUGUCCGUGCGGUGUGUCUCGUGACCCGCUGCAGUCCGGUCCCCAUCCUCACCACGGACUCCUACACGUCCGACCCAGAGUCUGUCCACAUGAUGAGCCCCGUGUCCCCCUGCAGGCAGAUGUCCAUCGACUACCCGGACUUCGACGGUCCUCUUAGCCCCCCAGUGUCUAACAAGAACUCCAAGUUAGUCCAGGACCGUCCUGCUGCUCCAUCAGGGACCUCAGAGUCCAGCACUCCGGUGGACCGCAGUACACAGACCUCCUCCUACCUGCCCCCUCUGCAGGGAGCCCCGCCCCCUGCAGAGGCGCACCUGUUCAGUCACCUGCCGUUGCACUCGCAGCAGCCGGCCCGCUCCCCCUACAGCAUGGUGCCCGUUGGGGGGAUCCAGCUGGUUCCUGCUGGGCUGGCCACUUUUGUCCCGAUCCAGGCUGGCCCGGUCCAGCUCACCAUCCCGGCUGUGAUCCACCGGAACACGAGCCUGUUACCUCCCCCCAGCACCCCCCCUCAGCAGGAGGGCCUGCAGGGCCCAGAGCCCCUCAGCAGCAUCCUGCCCUGCUUCCCUCUGGGCCAGGUGGCGGGCCUGCAGGCCCAGAACCUGCAGCCAGUGGGCCUGGAGACCCUCAACCUGAUGGGGCUGACCAGCACGGGGCUGCUGCCCCCCCAGGGCCUCACGCUCAACGCGGCUGUGGGACUGCAGGUUCUGGCUGCCAGUCCCACCUCCCAAAGCGGACCCCAGAUCCCGGGUCUGCAGAUCGUGAACAUCGCCCUGCCGGCCAUCAUCCCGUCCCUCAGCCCCCUGUCCAGCCUCAGUCCUCUGCUGAGCCCCCCGGACCGGCAGGGCAUCCCGGGGGCCCCAACGCCUCGGACUGACUGCGGCUCUGCGGCUUCCUGCGCGCCGCUUUCACUGGAGGAGGAGGAGGAGGGAGGGAAGCCCCCCCAGCAGCACCCAGCAGCAGCUCAACAGACUGACGGUCCAAAGGAGCCGGCAGCCGAUCCUGCGGCGCCGUCGGCGAGCAGCUGGCAGACGGCGGUCGAUGACGAGGCGUCGAGUGACGACGAAGACCGACUCGUCAUCGCCACCUGAGCAGCUCUUCUUCUCUUUUUUAAUUCUCGUCACUUUGGAAAACUGAAACACUUUCAGGGGUUUGUCUUUUAGCGAACCACCUUCG
Messenger RNA from Nematolebias whitei (Rio pearlfish), 7772 nucleotides. RefSeq names its product HIVEP zinc finger 1 (gene hivep1). The transcript is spliced from 9 exons. The coding region runs from base 197 to 7687 and encodes 2496 amino acids. Gene Ontology annotation, molecular function: zinc ion binding; RNA polymerase II cis-regulatory region sequence-specific DNA binding; DNA-binding transcription factor activity, RNA polymerase II-specific. Lineage: Eukaryota; Metazoa; Chordata; Actinopteri; Cyprinodontiformes; Rivulidae. The record is from RefSeq and is a predicted model, not a curated record. Gene Ontology annotation, biological process: regulation of transcription by RNA polymerase II. Gene Ontology annotation, cellular component: nucleus.